AUGUCGCAGCCUGUCGACACACUCAAGCCCAAGCCUGAGGUUCCUGGUGCUGCUACAGCUUCAGGCCAAACCUCUACCCCUGAUGCCGACUACCUCUCGGCUGUCGAUGCUCAACAGUACGCAGGCAUGACAUCUCAGCCUACUUCGCCAGGCUAUCCCUACAGUAACCUGGCCCUGCCUCAGAGACUAGAGCGCUUCCAGCAUUCUAUCACCGCCCAGAAAGACAAGGUUCGUCGACAGCAGCAGAAGCUUAGGAUGUCUAGCAUCACCGCCAAAGAUAAAAUGGUCGAGGAGUGGAGACGCCGCGUCCCCACACCCGACGAGCAGCUGGAAAAGUACAAGAGACGCAUGCGGGAUAACGUCGACCGUCUCGGCAAGCGGUGGAACGACGCCAAAGCAGUCACGCUGCGUGAGAAGAUCUCCUUCAUCACCGGUGUGCUCAACAUCUUUAUCUCUGGCUACCUCAUAGGCGCCUAUCCCGAGUACUUCCACAUCUGGUAUACCGCCCAGCUGGCCUACUUCAUGCCCAUCCGCUACUACAAGUACCACAAGAUUGGCUACCACUACUUCCUCGCUGACUUGUGCUACUUUGUCAACCUUCUCAUGCUUCUGACAAUGUGGUUCUUCCCUAACAGCAAAAGAUUGUUCAUUAGCACCUACUGUCUAGCUAUGGGCAACAAUGCCGUCGCCAUUGCCAUGUGGAGAAACUCGCUGGUCUUCCAUUCCCUGGACAAGCUACAGAAGGAGAAGUUCCCCGCCAUCUACAGCAUCAAACACUCCUCUCCAUCUUCUCCUGAACACUACACUCUUGGCGGCAUGAUCAUCUGGGCCACUGUUCCUUAUGCCUGUUGGCAGCUGAGCUACCACUUCAUGAUCACUGUCAGAAGAAAGGACAAGAUUGCCGCUGCAUUUAUGUUGAUCCAGUACAUGUAUGCCCUCAUCACCAUGGUACCAUGCCCCCUGUGGUUUUGGUACCGCUGGGCCAGCGCAACUUUCCUCUUGGUUGUUUUCACCUGGGCAACUUAUAACGGCGCCACAUUCUAUAUCGACGUAUUUGGCCGCCGUAUGGAGAAAGAGUUCGAAGCCCUCAAGAAGGAAGUCGCAAAGUGGCAAGCUACCCCUGAAGGCAAGCCUAUUCUGGACGAGUCGGAUCCCGCUCUAAAAGCUGUAAAGGGCAUGUCUCUGGACUCACAAGAGCCCACUCAACAUCACUCGGAAAAUCACUGA
Messenger RNA from Aureobasidium vineae, 1227 nucleotides. NCBI's taxonomy places the organism in Eukaryota, Fungi, Ascomycota, Dothideomycetes, Dothideales, Saccotheciaceae. The record is from the annotation of a GenBank genome assembly.